Molecule: messenger RNA, 939 nt
Organism: Sparassis crispa
Lineage: Eukaryota; Fungi; Basidiomycota; Agaricomycetes; Polyporales; Sparassidaceae
Exons: 2
Coding region: 1-939 (312 amino acids)
Source: RefSeq, a predicted model, not a curated record
AUGGCUCGAAUUCUUGUCAACCCCACAGUGGCAGAAUGCCCAGAUUAUGCUUCCGCGACGUAUGCAGUGACUCGCGCUCCCUUGAUCAAUGCCAAUACCACUGAGGAUGAAGCUGUUCAGCUUCUUAAGAACAUAUGGAAGGCCGGGAAUGAUGCAGACAAGGCAGCAUGGGAGCAGCAGGUGAACGACGAUGCAACUGAUGUCGCCGAUCAGAUCAGACUGGCAGAAGAAGCAGAGGUACAACGAUUAGACACCUUGAGACAGGAGGAAGAGCUAUCCCACAAGGAAGAGCUAAAGAAGAACAAGGAGAAGUACCUACUCAUUCCAGACAGAGAUGCUCCGACGAUAGCACCGAUUCUCCCGGCAACCUAUGCAGUUCGAAAGAUGAAGAAAGGCCUCUACACCGAGAUGCACUACUACACCAAUAAGGGCCUAGACGAGGCGCUGAGCGGCUCGAGCACAAUCGAUGAUGAAGCAAUGAUCCUACUGCAGAAUCCAAACGGCACGACAUCUUGGGUUCCGGCAGCCUCUGCCCGAGACUCUCGCGGCGUCACCGAAGAUAAGGAUCUCACAUGGGAGGAUUUCUGUCAGGCAGCCCCUCGCAUGAUUCGCGCUAUGGAAGAGGCCAGCUGGCCUGAGGAUCGAGUGGCAAUGCUGGCAAAAUUCUGGGGAAACUUGCAGAUCCACGAGCUUCGCUCCUCUCGUGAUCCUCUGGACCAGAAGACUCUCCUUGUUUAUCAAGCUGAACAACGGAAGGCAUGGCACCUUGCGAUACCAUCACCGCAAGGUGCAUGGAACAUCUCGCGGAUCAAUGAUGAGAUCAUGCGAAAGGUCAAAGAACGCGUCUACUGGGAAGCACGGAACCUGAAGGAUAAUGAGAGAGAUUUUCGCAGACCAACGGAUGGCAGGAUACACAUCUGGAGCCGUUGCGGCCCCUAA